GUCCUUACUAUAGGGAACAUUUCUUUCAUUCAUAUUUGCUUAAUUAAUGAUUCCAAAUUUUUUUGAGUGAAUUCUUAUGUUUCAUUCAUUCAUCUAAUUUUAAGGAUUUUAUUUUAUAUUGUAUAUAUAUAUAUAUCAACUAACAUAAAAUGGUUGCUACAGAACAAGGUGGUGUCCUUUCUGGCGCAGUACCGACUCAUUAUAAUGAAAAUGAUCCUAUAACUUUAUUUAUAAUACAAGUUAUUUUGAUCAUAUUUUUUACACGUAUUCUCCAUUUUGGUUUGUCGCGCUUUCGACAACCACGUGUUAUUUCAGAAAUUAUUGGUGGUAUUAUCCUUGGACCAUCAGUACUUGGACGCAUACCUGGAUUUAAUGAUGCAAUUUUUCCAAAAGCGUCUAGAGCCAACUUAAAUUUACUUUCUACGUUGGGUUUAAUUUUGUAUUUAUUCAUCGUUGGUGUUGAAUUGAACCCAAAAGCCUUGAUAAAGAAUGCAAGAGUAGCAUUGACUAUUUCUGCCGCGGGUAUUGCGUUACCUUUUGCCUUGGGUAUUGGCGUUGGUUAUGGAUUAUAUCAUGCGAUGGGUAAUGAUAGUCAAACAACUUUCUCCAGUUUUAUACUUUUCAUUGGUGUAGCAAUGUCGAUCACGGCAUUUCCAGUACUUGCACGUAUUUUAUCGGAACUUCAACUUCUUAGAACACCAGUUGGAUCUACUGCUCUUACUGCGGGUGUUGGUGAUGACGUAGCUGCAUGGGUUUUAUUGGCUUUAGUAGUCACCAUCGUUAAUGCUUCUAAUUCACUAAUCGCUUUAUAUGUCUUCCUUCUGGCAAUUGCUUGGACAUUAAUAGUUAUAUUUGUUAUACGUCCUAUCUUGUUAAAACUCAUUGUUAAGACUGGUAGUAAUGAUAACGGACCUACUGUAAUGAUGGUGGUUAUUACUUUAUCCAUCGUGUUAAUAUCUGCAUUUGUUACAAAUGUUAUUGGCGUGCACGCAAUUUUUGGAGGGUUCUUAGUUGGUGUUAUUAUUCCACAUGAAGGUGGUUUCGCUGUGGGUAUAACAGAAAAGAUUGAAGAUUUGGUCAAUGUUCUGUUUUUGCCAAUUUAUUUUGCUUUGUCUGGAAUAAAAACUCAAAUUGGUCUCUUGAAUGAUGGGGCAUCCUGGGGGUGGGUCAUUUUGGUGAUUAUUGUUGCAAUGGUUGGCAAGAUAACAGGCGCUACACUUGCGGCCAGAUUAAACAAAUUGGCUUGGAGAGAGUCCCUGACAAUAGGUGUUUUUAUGAGUUGUAAAGGUCUUGUUGAGUUGAUCGUACUCAACCUUGGAUAUGACGCAGGAGUUAUUAAUGGUAAAAUAUUUGUGAUCAUGGUUGCCAUGGCAUUGGUUACUACAAUCUUAACUACUCCUUUAGCAACGUGGUUAUAUCCACAUGAAUACCAAAGGAAAAUGGAACUUAAACGUAUCGGUCAUUUGGAACCAGAAGGAACUGGCGAUCGUACUGAUGAGAUCUCAACAAAAAAGAAUAGAUUGUUAAUUGUUCUUAAUAAGGUUGAAUAUCUUCCGCCAAUGAUGAUGCUCGUACAAUUAUUGCAACCACUAUCAGCCAUUGUAAGAAAACAAGUUGAAGAAAAGGGAGAAAAUGAAAAAACAGCUACUGUCCAAACUCAACCGAAUGCAUCAAUUACUGUCCAUGUGUUACGACUCAUUGAAUUAACUCAACGUAUUUCUACUGUAAUGAAGAUCAGUGAAACUGAAGAAACAUUGCAUGAUCCGAUCAUGAAUCUUUUCAGAUCAUUUGGACAAUUGAAUUUUGUUAAAGUCAAAGCAAACCUUGCUGUUGUUGCACAACAAGACUUUGCACAGCACGUUGCCGAAAGGGCUGAAGAUACUGAUGCUAAUUUAGUAAUAGUUCCUUGGGGUGGCGCAGGUUCGGUUAUUGAUGAUCAGUCAAAUCCAUUUGUUGGACCAAGAGAAAAGAAAGAAACAAGUCCACAAGUCGCGUCUUUCACUCAAGAGGUCUUCUCUGAAGUAACUAACAGAGCAAAUGUUGGUGUCUUUGUAGAUCGUGGUCUUGGUGUUUCCUCUUUAAAUCAGAAGGAAAGUAGUAUUACUAGCAUAUCAGUUCGCGUUUUCUUACCAUUCUUCGGUGGCAUUGAUGAUCGUGAGGCAUUGACUUUUGUCAUUCAAUUACUUGACCAUCCAAAUGUGUCAGUUGAUGUUCUUAGAAUCAUUAAAUCUUCUGAGCCUACCGAACAUGAUACUAUAUUAAAAAACAAUACACUUAUGACUGAGACCGGAGAUAAAAUACCAGAAGAUUCUGAAGAUGUUCAACGUCCUCCACUUGCACACAAAAUAUCUUCAGCAUCUGCUCACAUUUUACAUUCGAAUGACGAACGCAAAGCAUCUGAUGAUGCCGAUGAAGAGUUAUUAAAACAAGUUUUAAAGUCACGUACGGGUGUUGUAGCAUCAAAUGCUCGAAUAAAUUAUACGGAGAUAUCGUCAUCUACACCUCUACAAACAGCAGUUAACCGUGCCAAAGAUAUAGUCAGUCGUAAGGAUUUAAUUGUGGUUGGACGUGGACGUAAUGAUGUUACUUUUAGUCAUAAAGCAGAAUCCUUGGAUAUACUCAAAAAUUUGGGAGAUUAUGGUAGUGAUACACGUAAAUCAUUAGGUGAUAUAGCACAAGCAUUUUUAUCUGGUGGUACUGCAGCAAGUAUUUUAGUUUUGCAAGCAAAGAAAAAUACGAAUUCAAAAUUAAAAGAAAUUGCUUAAUAUAUUUAGUUUUAUUAUUUUGUUAUAUAUUAUUUGAUUAAGCAAGAUGUAUACAGGGCGUGAGGAGUAUUAUUAUAGGUGGAUUUGCAGCAUCUAAUAGUAUUUAUAUCUUAUAUAUUGUAAUUUUAUCUUUUUUAAAUGUAAACUUUUUUUGUAUGAUUUAGUAUUUGAUUAGUAGAACGGAACAACUUUAUUGCGUUGAAUGCUAAUCUCAUCAUUAAAAAAAAAAUCUUAUUGAGUAUUUCGUUUGAGACUUUUCGAGUAAACUAUUUGAACAACUUACAGCACGUAUCGAAAUUGUUGUAGUAACAAAAUGCUAUGUGGUUUAAAAUCUAAUAUUAUUACCAUUGUUUUAUGAAUUUAAUAUUAAUCAUAUUUUUAAUGCUAUUACAAAAAAAAAAUUUAAUUGUUAAUAACUUUUUUCCAUAAAUAAAAUUGCUAAAUAAAACAUAUUGCAUAUUGUAUAUUAUUCAAAUAAUAAU
This is a messenger RNA of Rhizophagus irregularis DAOM 181602=DAOM 197198, 3247 nucleotides long. RefSeq lists its product as uncharacterized. Gene Ontology annotation, biological process: proton transmembrane transport. Lineage: Eukaryota; Fungi; Glomeromycota; Glomeromycetes; Glomerales; Glomeraceae. The record is from RefSeq and is a predicted model, not a curated record. Gene Ontology annotation, cellular component: membrane. Gene Ontology annotation, molecular function: antiporter activity.